AUGCAGUUCUUCGCCUUCGCCGCCACCUUCCUCGCCAGCAUGGCCCUCGCAGCCCCGGCCGACCUCGACUCCCGACAGACAUACACACCCUGCUCGGGUCUUUACGGCACCGAGCAGUGCUGCGCGACAGACGUCCUGGGCGUCGCCGACCUUAACUGCGCCAACCCGUCCGCCGUGCCGACCUCGGCCGCCGACUUCAGCGCGGUGUGCGCGGCCAUCGGCCAGCAGGCCCGCUGCUGCGUGCUGCCCGUUCUCGGGCAGGACGUCCUGUGCCAGACCCCCGUCGGUGUCACCGCCUAA
This is a messenger RNA of Anthostomella pinea, 300 nucleotides long. The record is from the annotation of a GenBank genome assembly. NCBI's taxonomy places the organism in Eukaryota, Fungi, Ascomycota, Sordariomycetes, Xylariales, Xylariaceae.